This is a messenger RNA of Acanthosepion pharaonis, 1599 nucleotides long. The record is from the annotation of a GenBank genome assembly. NCBI's taxonomy places the organism in Eukaryota, Metazoa, Mollusca, Cephalopoda, Sepiida, Sepiidae.
AUGACCCGAGGCAAAAUGAGAGAGAAGAACCAAGAAGAGGACGGUGUUUCUAUUGACACCACUAUUAUUAUUACAUGCUCUCCCGACUCCCUCGUUCCCGACACCCUCGUUCCCGAUUCCCUCGCUUUUAACUUCCUCGUUCCCGACUCCCUCGUUCCCGACAACCUCGUUUUCGACUCUCCCGUUCCCGACUCCCUCGUUUUCGAUUCCCUCGUUCUCGACUUCCUAGUUCCCAACUUCCUCGUACCCGACUCCCUCUUUCUUGACUUACUUCUCCUCGACUCCCUCAUUCUCGGCUUCCUCGUUUUCGACUCCCUUGUUCCCGACUCCGCCUUCCCAUUCCCUCGUUUCCGACUCCCUCGUUUCCGACUCCCUCGUUUCCGACUCCCUCGUUUCCGACUCCCCCGUUCCCGACUCUCUCGUUCUCGACUCCCCCCGUUCCCGACUCCCUCGUUUUCGAAUCCGUCGUUUCUGACUCCCUUGUUCCCGACUCCCUAUUUCUCGACUCCCUCGUUUUCGAUUCCCUCCUUCUCGACUUCCUCGUUCCCAACUCCCUCGUACCCGACUCCCUCUUUCUUGACUUACUUCUCCCCGACUCCCUCAUUCUCGGCUUCCUCGUUUUCGACUCCCUCGUUCCCGACUCCUCCGUUCCCGAUUCCCUCGCUUUCAACUUCCUCGUUCCCGACAACCUCGUUUUCGACUCCCCCGUUCCCGACUCCCUCGUUUUCGAUUCCCUCGUUCUCGACUUCCUCGUUCCCAACUCCCUCUUACCCGACUCCCUCUUUCUUGACUUACUUCUCCUCAACUCCCUCAUUCUCGGCUUCCUCGUUUUCGACUCCCUUGUUCCCGACUCCGCCGUUCCCGAUUCCCUCGUUUCCGACUCCCUCGUUUCCGACUCCCCCGUUCCCGACUCCCUCGUUCUCGACUCUCCCGUUCCCGACUCGCUCGUUUUCGAAUCCGUCGUUUCUGACUCCCUUGUUCCCGACUCCCUAUUUCUCGACUCCCUUGUUUUUGACUCCCUCGUUCCCGACUCUCUCGUUUUCGUCUCCCUUGUUCCCGACUCCCUCAUUCUCCACUCCCUCGUUCCCGACUCCCUCGUUUUUGACUCCUGUAUUCUCGAAUCCCUCGUUCCCGACGCCCUUAGCGAUGUUUAUUGUUCUUAAAAACGUAACUCAUAUCUAUCUAUCUAUCUAUCUAUCUAUCUAUCUAUCUAUCUAUCUAUCUAUCUCUGCGUGUUCACUUUCUAUCUAUCCGUCUUUGUCCAUAUCUAUCUAUCUAUCUUUACCUGUUCAGUAUCUAUCCAUCUUAAUUUCUCCAUAUCUAUCUAUCUAUCUAUCUAUCUAUCUAUCUAUCUUCAUUGUCUCUCUCUCUACCUGUUCACUAUCUAUCCAUCUUAAUAUCUCGAUAUCUAUCUAUCUUCAUUGUCUCUCUCUCUCUGCUUGUUCACUAUCUAUCCAUCUUAAUAUCUCGAUAUCUAUAUAUCUAUCUUCAAUAUCUCUCUCUCUCUGCGUGUUCACUAUCUAUCUAUCCAUCUUAGUCUGUCUAUAUCUAUCUAUCUAUCUAUCUAUCUAUCUAUCUAUCUAUCUCGUUUAUUCAUAA